Drosophila guanche is the source of this 987-nucleotide messenger RNA. RefSeq lists its product as uncharacterized. Bases 65 to 472 code for a protein of 135 amino acids. Lineage: Eukaryota; Metazoa; Arthropoda; Insecta; Diptera; Drosophilidae. The transcript has a single exon. The record is from RefSeq and is a predicted model, not a curated record. Gene Ontology annotation, cellular component: mitochondrion.
UAUAGUUUUUUUUACACAUUUUUGAUUGUCCAAAUUCCCUGUUCCUGCACACAUCCGAUCCGCAAUGUGUCUACGCUGCCCUGGAAAUUUGUGGAGUCUCAAACUGACACGAUCACCCACAGCCAGCCAUAGCAUUCGAUUAUCUAGUUGUGGUUGUGGCUGCCAAAAUGCAGGCGGUAGCUGCACCUGCGGCACUGAGUGUUUAUGCAAGGAGUUGGGUCGACUUGGCCCCAGUCCCAGGAAUGAGCGCGAUUUCCCGCCGGGCUAUAAGCCGGAAGUAUUGCUAACCAAGGCAUUCACAUUGCCCUCCUAUAUGCCAGCCUCCGUGUUCAGGCUGAUGGAGAAGGACGAGCUGCCGGGUCCCAAGAAAUGCAAGAAUCAGGAGUACUUCAGCUAUCAUCGCUACUCCUACUACGACUUGAAAACGGUCAUCGCAAUGCUGAAGCAGAAGGCAGGCACAGAUUGCAAAUAAGCCCAAACCCUGCCCUUGCUCCAGCCUCGAUGGUGGGGCAUUAUGACACUAAUCGUAUUAGUAGGGGAGGCUCGUUGGUUAAGAGCGGAAGGACCAGAUAUGUAGGUCCUUGUUUUCGGAAUUGCAGAGGCAAACUAACGACCAGCAGCAGCCCCAAAUGCCAUUUCCGCAGAAUGUGCUCCACACUUUGGGAGCGACAUUCAAUGCUGGGCCUGGGCCUGGGCCUGGGUCCCCUCGUUUCCGGCUUACGUGGGACAUUUUUCGUACAGGUGACAUAAUGAUCCGGACUCGCAAUCGGCCAUCGCUUCGCAGCUGUAAUUAGAGGGAAGCGAAGAGAAAAGAGACACAGCAUCCUGUGUGUGCGUUGGACAAAAGAUGCGAUGCUGUGCCCUCGUUCCGAGCGGCAACUUGGUAAUUUAGCAAAUCGCUUUAGCAAGUCAUUGGGAAAAGGCGACACAGUAGCAGCAUCAACGUUCCUUUACAUUCUCUGCCUUAUUAAAUUUACCGACACGACA